Molecule: messenger RNA, 326 nt
Organism: Funneliformis mosseae
Lineage: Eukaryota; Fungi; Glomeromycota; Glomeromycetes; Glomerales; Glomeraceae
Source: the annotation of a GenBank genome assembly
GACAGAUGGUAAAAAAUCCUGAGAUGCAAGAAGAGUAUGCUAUAGCCUGUGAUGAAUUUUAUGCUUUAUUUAAGAAACAUUACUUACAGUAUAUUGAAAUAAUUGAUCCAGCCAAAUGUACUCCACUAUAUGAGGAAUAUAUUUAUUGUUUCCCUAGUAGAUGGAUAGAAGCUAAGAAACAUCAGUUAAGACGAUGGUUAGAUAAGGUGGUAUACAGAUCUAAUCCUGAUUUCUCAGUAAAGUUUUUGAUUGAAUUGUUAAGUAGUAUUAGCUAUUAUGAAAAGUACACAAAAAAUCGAUUUUGUCAUUUACUGCCCUAUAACUAA